Messenger RNA from Cucurbita moschata (crookneck pumpkin), 1546 nucleotides. RefSeq names its product homeobox-leucine zipper protein ATHB-6-like. The transcript has 3 exons. Gene Ontology annotation, cellular component: nucleus. Gene Ontology annotation, molecular function: DNA-binding transcription factor activity, RNA polymerase II-specific; sequence-specific DNA binding. Gene Ontology annotation, biological process: positive regulation of DNA-templated transcription. The record is from RefSeq and is a predicted model, not a curated record. Bases 351 to 1274 code for a protein of 307 amino acids. Lineage: Eukaryota; Viridiplantae; Streptophyta; Magnoliopsida; Cucurbitales; Cucurbitaceae.
GAGAGAAAGCAGGAAGGCCACCUGGGUUCUGAACUGGCUUGCUUGCUUCACUCAUCAUCAUCAUCCUUCCCAUUUCUCUUCUAUUUCCAUGUUUUUUUUUUGCUUAAUUUGAUCCGUUUUUCUUCUGGUUUUUGCCUGUAAUCUUCUAAAAUGGGUUCUGAGGGAGAAGAAAUCUUCAACAACAAUGAUGAUGAAGCAGGAAGAAGCAACAAUUUGUACAGUGAUUGUGAGCAGCUCUGUUCAACAAAUAGUUCAGACACUUGAAAACAAACCAAGAACAAUCAUUAAAAUCAUCAUCGUCUUCAUCUUCUAAGUUUUCUGUGUGUUUAAUUUUGUGCUGAUUCGCAAUCAUGAAGAGACGAUCAGAUUCCAUGGCUGCACUCAUCUCCAUUUCCCCAACAUCAGAUCAAGAACAGAGUCCGAGAAAUAAGAACAGUAACCAUGUUUAUGAGAUGGAAUUCCAGUGUAUGCUUGAUGGGUUUGAUGAGGAAGAAUUAGGGCAUGUUUCUGAGAAGAAAAGGCGACUUGGUGUGGAGCAAGUUAAGGCGUUAGAGAAGAAUUUCGAAGUUGAAAAUAAGCUCGAACCAGAGAGGAAAUUGAAGCUUGCUCAAGAACUUGGAUUACAGCCUCGACAAGUGGCUGUUUGGUUCCAAAAUCGUCGAGCUAGAUGGAAAACUAAGCAAUUAGAAAGAGAUUAUGGUGUUCUUAAAACCAAUUACGACAAUCUUAAACUCAGUUUUGAAGCUCUCCAAAAUGAUAAUCAAGCUCUUCUCAAAGAGAUUCGGGAAUUGAAAGCAAAGAUUCAAGAAGAUAACUCAGAGAUGUUGGUGCCGGCCGAUUCUGAAAAUGCUUUGAUCGAACAAACUAAGCCGGAAAUUACCGAUGACUUCUCUGUUCCACCGGCGAGAAGCUUCAACAACAAUGGCGGAGAAGGGGAUGAGCCACCAACAAAAGAUGGGUCAUCCGACAGCGAUUCGAGCGCGAUUUUAAACGAAGAUUACAGCCCGACGGCCGGUGUUUCUUCACCGGGAGUGUUGCAGAACAACAACCAUUUCAUGACGGGAGCGAUACCUCCAUCAUCUCCGUCCAUCGCCACCGCUGGCGUGAAACUGAACCGCGCGACGACGGCGCUGAAUUACUUGCAGUUUCAAAAGGGGUAUCAACAAACCCAGAUGAUGUUUCCGAAAAUGGAGGAGCAUAAUUUCUUCGGCGGAGAGGAGGCUUGUAACUUCUUUUCCGAUGAGCAAGCUCCGACUCUGCACUGGUGGAGCUGAAUCCAUGGCGGAAUUUAAGAGAAUAAUAAUAGAAAAAAAGUAGAUUUGGGAAUUUGUGUGCGUCGCGAUGAAGGAAGAAGAUGAUCGAAUUGGAGAAAUUGAGGUGGUCCUUUUUUCCUGUUCUUCUUCCAUGGAAAAUGAGGAGAUCGUAACAGAAAUCUACGCUGUAAAAAUUAAAACCAGAAAAAGAAAAAGAGAGAAGAUCAAACAGGGUUUAGAAAAUGAUGUAAUGGAGAAAAUAAUCAUAGUGUCCGUUCUUUUGCCGUCGUCUA